Messenger RNA from Xyrauchen texanus (razorback sucker), 2219 nucleotides. RefSeq names its product proprotein convertase subtilisin/kexin type 5-like. NCBI's taxonomy places the organism in Eukaryota, Metazoa, Chordata, Actinopteri, Cypriniformes, Catostomidae. Bases 124 to 1149 code for a protein of 341 amino acids. The transcript is spliced from 9 exons. The record is from RefSeq and is a predicted model, not a curated record.
CUGAAUCAGGGAAUGAGUGAAGAACUCUUCGACAGUUCACACAUGUAUACUGUUUUACCAAAACUCUUAUGUAACGUGAUGAAUUCACAUUGAUAAACAGAUGUGGUGACUCACCGUGGGAUCAUGGAGCAUUUGGGAUUUUUGUCUGUUCUUGCCACCGCUUGUGUUUUGGGAGUGGUGAUGAGUCAGACAACCCUCAGGCCUGCUGUGACAAUCACCACAGUCAGUGCAAACGUGACCACUGCCACUCCCAGCAUGCCCACCACUACAGCUGCCAGCUGCUCUGGACUCAACACAUCCACCUGCAAGACCUGUGCUCCCGGCUCCUAUUCUGAUAAUGAGACUCUGCUGUGUUCUUGUUGUCCAGAGGAUGGUCUGUGUAUGUUCUCUGGAGCUUGUCUUUUCUGCACUCAGGGUUUCUAUCAACCUCUAGCAGGACAGCAGAGUUGUCUGCCCUGUUCAUCUGGGUUUUACAGCAAUUCCACUGGAAGUCCUGUUUGUCAGGCAUGUCCCACUGGUUCUUACAGUAACAGCACAGGCUCUGUCUCCUGUAGGACCUGCACACCAGGUUUCUACACAUCUUUGCAAAACUCAACAUCUUGUAAUCCGUGUCCACAAGGCACGUACUGCAAUUCCUCCAGUUGUGCCCUGUGUCAGAUCUGUCCUGCAGGCUCAGAAGCUCUACAGAUCGCUGCCAAAGAAUGUACAUCCUGUCGCCCAGGAAUGCACAAGCCGUCGCAUCAAAUGAUGUGUCAGAUUUGCAGCAGUGGUUUCUACCAGAUCCGCUGGGGUCAGGAGAACUGUGACCUGUGUCCUGAUAACCACUACUGCCCUAGUCCUGAUGUAAAUCCAAUCCAAUGCCCCUCUGAUGCCUUCUGCCCUGCGGGUAGCACGGCCCCUGGCUACUGCAUGGAGACCUUCUUCAGAAAGGCAGGGGAGACAUGUGAACUUGCUCCUGUUACCAUAGCACUGCUUGUUAUUGGAGGAGGAGUGGGUCUUCUCUUUAUCAUUAUCAUGGUUUUGCGAAGGAGAAGAGAUAAUGACAGUGAGCUAUCCCUCGCUCGGAAACCACUCCUGCGAAAAGACAGACAACCCGGUCGCUUCUGCGGAAUCCCCUGUGAUGCCGAGCCUGUUUAUGCUGGCUGGUGAUGUUACCACAUACUUCCCAAAUCACUCCAACAAACCAGAGCACCUCUACGUCAGCUCAGGCUUUUGUGUAUCUUUGGGUUGAAAUCUGGACUUCAUGAUAAUGUAGACGCAGAAGCAAAAAAUAAACAGAAAAGUAAAAAAAAAAAAAACUUGAGCCAUUUUCAGGCGCACAUAUUUUGUAUGAUAUUUUCUAUUUAGACAAUCCUUUUAUUGAACUGUCCUAAGCUUUAUGUAAUGGUAAGAUACUAUCAAGUAUGUUUAAUACUGACCAUGUUAUAGAGUCAGGGUUCAUUUUGAGAUUUGGGAGAGUAAGAGUAUUAAGUAUUUUUUGUUUUGUUUUUGUUAUGUGUUAUAUAUAUAUAUUGCACCAGAUAUUAAGUUGAGCCAUGGCACUGAAUAGGAUUUGGACUAUGUCCUGGAUUAUGCUUAUUUCUUGAUGCCACUACUCUUUACUACCUGGGGUCCUCAAGGUAUUUUGUAUGAUAUACAUUUGCAUUAUUGCUUGUAUUUAACUUGUGAUGUGCCACAUAUUACUUUUAACAUUCCAGUGUGUAUGCUGGAAUAAAAAGCUUUGCAUAAUGUUGAUGUAAAUCUGCAGUGUGUAUUUGAGUUUAAUGGGUAUAACUGUAACUUUUUUUUUCCCCCCUUCCAGAAAUCCUCUGAAUGUGCUUUCACCAACUGAUUUUUCUUAUGAUAAAAUUGUCCUUUAUGUAUUUAUUUAUUUUUAAUGACAGCAGUGGAUAAUAUCAAGGUAUAGUUUAUUGUAGCAGUAACUAUAGGAACUAUGGUUUGCAUGGUGAAAGUGCAACCAGAAGCACAUUUUUACUUCUCUCUUUUAAUUAUAACAGAACAACUUAAAGUUAAAAGUAGAUCAUCAUGAGCAAUUGUAUAGGUGGAUAACACAAGGAACUGUAAUGUUUCACUAUGAGGAAUAUAUUUUAAGUUUUUAUAUAAUAUUGAUAUAUUAUACAAGUUAUAUAUUAAGUAAUAUAUUUUAUAUUCAUAUUAUAAUAUAUUGUGUAACUUUUUUAUAUACAUUAUUAGGUUAUAUAUUUAGUGAAUUCAAAGGC